ACAAGAGACAAAUGCACGAUGCCAAUGCAACUGUCGUGCUAUCAACAAUAUUUGUGCUGGUUUGUAGCGUUCUCCAGGAGGCAGCAGGGGCGGAAGCGAACAGAGCGUACCUCUACUCCUGCGUUGUGCGGUUAGAGAAUAAUAUUUUAUAUUUUAAUGAAUUUAUAAUAAUAAUUGUGAAAUGUGCCUCCCGGCAGCGACAUUCAGUUUGAACGCGUACACAAACCUUAACGCAGUGAAUUUAUAUUUUUUGUUUAAUAUCCUUUUUGUUGUUUUGCUUUUGUAUCGAUGGCGAUGUUUGCGACGACGACCCUGUCCCAGCCCCAGCCCCUGCACCUGCCCCCCACUUUGGCAGUUCGAUUAUAAUGAGAUUAUUUAGCCAUUAUACGACGCGACGUGGAACGUAAUGACAUCUCUUAAAUGUAUAUAGUAUAGGUACGUUUGGGCAGGAUGUGUAGCAGGAUGUGGGUGUUGGGAGUGUAAGAGCAGAGAAAGGACGUGAGUGCACGGGCGAACACGUACAAGCAUUGUCCUUGUCAUUUCGGUGCGCGGAGCUAAUUAUCAUUAUUCAUUAAGUUAAUUUAGUCGACGCACCAAGCACACAGGGUGUUCGUGUGUAGAUAAGAGACGGCUGAAGGACUCUCUAGUUUAUAAUUUAUCUGUAAGCCUGAGCCUGAGCGAGUGGUGUAGGAUGAUGCGCUGUUUUAUAUAGAAUGAGAGGAGUUGAAAGCAGAACAGAGGUGCCAAUGUCAGUAUCCGUGCCUGUGCCAGUGUUGGAGCUAGCUGAUGGCAAAAGGAUACACAUACAGGAUACAGAGGGUAGCAUAGCUAUUAUAUUUUAAACACUUUGUGAUCUUAAAAUUUAACAUAAAAGUCCUCUAAAUAAAAAAGAACAACUUUAAGAUGGGUAAAAAAGGUAAAUCAAAAAACAAACUUGCAAAGAUGUCCGAAGAAGAACGGGCUAGAUAUUUGCAACUUCGUGCAGACAUUGAAGAAGAAGCUCGUCGUCGCAAACAACAUCUUAUAUCACUUUAUAUGAAGAAUAAACUCAAACGUGAAGAUGCGUUUUCACGAUUAAAUUUAGCAAAAAUAAAUCAAGAAUGGCGUUCGAUUUUGCGACAGAUUAAAUGUCAAGAUUUAAAAAACGAAAUGAUUGAAGUGGAGAAAUUCUUUAGAAUUGCAUUGGAACGAAAAGAUCGAAUUAUUCAUCAACUUUUGAAUGAGUUGGAUAUAGCUGAGGAUAUGAAUGCAACAUUGCAACAAUCCCAAAUGGAAAUUAUUAGAAAAAUGAUUUCAACUCAAACCCAUCGAAUGCAAUUCUUCAAAGAUCAUUACACAAAACAUAAAACAAUUAUUUUACAAAAAUGCCAAUCGGACUUUCAAGCAUUUAAACGUAAUCGCAACAAAGCUCGAGAAGAACUUGAAUGUGUUGCUUAUGGUUUGGAAGAUAAGGCUGAGGCUAGUUUAAAAGAAAAACAUGAGGAUCAUCUUCAGCGUUUGGAUGAAAUGAGAAGUUCGAUGACUCUUCAACUUGAAGAAAUCACUAAAGAACGAGAACAAAAAUUAGAAUACCUUUGGAAUAAAUACCAGGAAGUGUUGACAAACUAUGUCAAAUACACCGAAAGCUUCUAUGUUGAGUACAUGGAAUUGAAAGAAACCGAUGAACAGAGCAAUAGUAUUAUUCGUGAGCAAUGUUAUGAAAUCGAACGAGCUACAGAGCAAAUUGCUAAUUUGAAAAUAGCAGCUGCUAAUGCAUCAGAUGAAGCAGAAUCACAAGUUGAAUACCUGCAAAAACUUCGUACUGAUUUGACAGAACGUUUGGCUCAAAUGAAAACCGAAUUUAAUGAACAACAGAAACUUGAUGAGAAGGAAUUUAAAACUAUGGUUGUUGCAAGUCAUAAUAUUUUAAAGGAUUUGGAGAAACACGUUAAGAAAGGUGAAUCAAUAUUACAGCUUGCUGCUGUGUGUCGCCGUUUGGAAACAGAAAGGGAAAAAGUUUUGCCAUUUGGGCUUCCGAAACGAAAUCUAUUUGAAGAUACAGAAGUCGAUGAUACACCACCAAAAGAACUUCAAGGCGGAACAUUAUUGGUUUGGAAUAAUAUGGGACUAUUUUGGCGUAGAGUGAACAACGCCACACUUGAUGUUUCCAAUUUGAUACGUGAAAAGACUCAUCUUGAAGCUGAAAAUGCAAUGCUCAAGUCACAACUUCGUGACUAUUUAAUAGAUUUGAAUAUUCAAACAGGAAGCAAUGCACAUGUUAAUGAAUAUGUUGCUAAACGACCGAACAGCAUGAUGGUUGAAAGAUCUGCUAAUUUUGAGAUAAGGAAAACUAAAAGUGCUGAAAAUAAAGCUUCGAGGCGUCCUUAUACUUGCGUGGAAGCUAAUUUCUCAAAUGCAGUUCGUUCGAAAAUGUUAGUAGCUGGGAAGCCAGCAACAGCUAAAAUUAGGACUAUAAUAAGACAAAGAACAUAAUAAAUAAAGUAA
Messenger RNA from Eupeodes corollae, 2484 nucleotides. Its product is annotated as dynein regulatory complex subunit 2. Bases 904 to 2472 code for a protein of 522 amino acids. Gene Ontology annotation, biological process: regulation of cilium movement; axonemal dynein complex assembly; cilium-dependent cell motility. NCBI's taxonomy places the organism in Eukaryota, Metazoa, Arthropoda, Insecta, Diptera, Syrphidae. The record is from RefSeq and is a predicted model, not a curated record. The transcript has 7 exons. Gene Ontology annotation, cellular component: axoneme; axonemal dynein complex.